CUGCACAGGACUCACCUUCUGCCCCAAGCUCACCUGCACAAAACUCACACCUAAAAGCUGGUGUGAAAGUUGCGCAUCCUUCAAUUGCUCUUUACAUUGCACCUCAUCUUAGAGAUCCGUCUUUGCGAGCGCUUCGUCCCCAACAGCGGUACAGCACUUCUCGUCCCUAUCGCCCCAUCCCCGCCCGCAGUGAAUCAAAGCAACACCCGAUUUCUUCUGAGACCCGGCCCACCUUCUUUAAGUCUCACCUCGUCAGCCCUCCUCCAAACCCCUCUCGACUGAGAGGAGAGGUCACACACGCUCCGGUUCACUCUCAACCACCACCCCCGUCUUCUGAAGCUCAGAAGGACACAGACCUGCAGGGUAAGUAAUCGCAUAGAGGCGUACCCACAUAUCAUGGCAUAGCUAAAGAUAAGGGAACCGACAGAGACCAAAGAAACCGAGGUCGAGAAGAUGUCUGACACCAGCUCCGAUGAGAUAAUGCUGGCUCGUGGAAACAAGUUUCGAGGCAGCAAACAAGAACCACCAGUCCUAGCCAAGCCAUCUCAACAUGCCGAGGAGCGAGCUACGCACAAGAGCUCCAAGGGUCGCAAGCCUUCGAAUGUCCAGCCAGAUUCCGACAGCUCACUCGAGCAACAAGAGAAUGUUCGAGCAGGCAAUGCUCCUGGCCCAUCCGCUGCUCCCAAUCAGGGGAAGCUGGAUGCGAGGGAGGAGUUGCGACGACUGCGGGAAGGAAUGGGUAUGGAGAUCAUCAAGAAUGCCCAUAACAACCGCUUCAAGAACUAUGACCGCGAUACUGCAAGUCCAGAGUGCUUGGUCUCUUGCAGAACUGGACCAGGGACCGACCCGAAGUCAGAGUUCUACCGGAUCAUGGCAAGGCGUCGUCGCGCAGGGAAAGUCGCCAUCGUUAUUCUAAAGGAAAAGUCUUCUUCCUCAGCUGACCCAUCCUCUGAUGUAGAAGACGAAAAAGAAGUACAAGAAGUGGCCAUGGACCCCCUCGCUGCAGAGAUAAAGCAUGUUGCGCAAUGGGACGCAUACCAGGAAAGCCCUCACGUCUACCCGAUCGUUGAGGACGGAAACAUGCGUUUAUCAAGGACUCCAACGGCAGAGCAUAAGCGCAUCGAACAGCAGAUGUCGCAAACUGGUAUCGAUCUGGCCAACGCAGAGGUGGACAAGGACAUGCCACGCCCCGGUAACAAAUGGACCGACGCCUUCUACGCGGACUGGGAAUACCGGCCUCGCGCAUGUUCUAGCUUCGAGGCCUUCCGUGACUGGUUCCGCCGCUGGCUCGACUCCACCACCCAGAUCUGCUGCUAUGCCGAUAUCUACCACAAAUCUUUCUUUGAUGGCACAGCGCAUCCCGACGGCAUACGCACCAUGUACAUACCCAAUCUGGAAGACGAGGAGAUUUUCCUUGACACGAGCGACGAAUUGACCAUGCUCCAUGCACACGAGACUGCGGAGGGAUACAGCCACAACUAUGUGCUGCGUAGCCGAAAGAAAGAACAGGAGGCGCAGCUUCGCAAGGAGUUGAAUCGAAAGGCCUACAUCGAAGCCAUGAGGACCCCACCCCGGGAGAAUCCCAAUUCUCCCAAGGCAAACAUCUACCUGCGACCUGCCCAGCUCGAAGACUCCGCCGGCAUUCGCAAGAUCAUGAACUGGUACGCCGAAGAGUCCACAUUGAGCACCGACACCCACACCCUCGAAACGGGCGAAGUGCGCCAGCGUAUCGAAAACUGCCUGGAGAACAAACUGCCCUUCAUCGUCGCAGUUGGCCGUAGAACGGGUCCCAGUCGAGAAAACCAGCCCGAGAAGAUCCUAGGCUAUGCCUUGGCCAAUGACACCGUCGGCCUCAAGAGCAGCGGUCGGUACACCGCGGAGCUCCAAGUGUUCGUCCGAGACGGACACAAGCGCCAGGGCAUCGGACGGUGUCUGAUGGACAAGCUCCUGGAGGUCUGCGAUCCCACCUACAUCCCCAAACUCGGCUACUCCUUCAACGCCAGCUUUGACGACCAGCCGAGGUUCCGCACCGGGGGUUGCCGCCGGCUGGCUCGCCUGAUCUUCGCCGUUGGCUAUCAGUCUGACCGAGGCUCUCAGGUCCAGUGGUUAAAGGAUUGGCUGCUCGAGAAGUGGGAGUUCGAGGAGCAGGCCGUUCUGAAAGGAGCGCGGGUCAAAUUCGAUCACUUCAACGACGUCGCAUAUCUUGUGCGGACCAUUGGGUACAGCUCCAAUACCAAAUUCGAAUACUAA
Aspergillus melleus is the source of this 2250-nucleotide messenger RNA. Its product is annotated as GNAT family N-acetyltransferase. Lineage: Eukaryota; Fungi; Ascomycota; Eurotiomycetes; Eurotiales; Aspergillaceae. The transcript has 2 exons. Gene Ontology annotation, molecular function: acyltransferase activity, transferring groups other than amino-acyl groups. The record is from RefSeq and is a predicted model, not a curated record. Bases 454 to 2250 code for a protein of 598 amino acids.